ACUGCCAUUGUUUCAUAGAAACUGCAGAAAAUCUAGGGUUUCGGUCGUUCAGCUCCACCAAGAACAGUCACUACUCCACUCCUUCAAACUCGAGUCUUCGAAUACGUCUUUGGUAUUAUGAAUCGCUUUCGUUUCUUUUUUAUCUAGGGUUUCUUUCUGCUACUAGGUAGUCGAACACUCCUCUCUCUGCGUUCCCUUGUCAUUCAUUAAUUUCCUAGGGUUUUGAAUUUGAAACUUUCAUCGAGUCCAGGGCCGGCCCUGGCCCAAGGCGACCAAGGCGGUGGCCUUGGGCCUCAGAUUUUAGAGGGCCUCAAAUUUAUGGCCCAUAGGGGAUGGAAAAAAACUAAAAAUAAAAAAUAAGUUAGGGCAAGUUUCAGACGACACAAUCUGCUUCGACACUGCGCAGGGCGCAGCCUCCGCUAUCGCCUCAGGUGACAAGGCCUCAUAUUUGAAAGUUCGCCUAGGGCCUUUCAAAAUAUUUGGAAUCUCAGGGCCGGCCCUGAUCGAGUCUCCAAAUUCUGACUCCUGGUUUGAGAAAUUCGAAUCUUAGCUCCAAGCAAUGAAUCCGUUGACACUUGUGAAACGAAUUCAGCAGAUCAAUUCAAAAGAAGCAGCGUUAGGUAUAUCAGAUGAUGCUUCAUGGCAUGCCAAGUACAAAGACUCCGCUUACGUAUUCGUUGGCGGCAUUCCGUUUGAUCUCACCGAAGGUGAUCUUCUAGCAAUUUUUUCUCAAUAUGGGGAGAUUGUUGAUGUUAAUCUUGUGAGAGAUAAAGGCACUGGUAAAUCAAAAGGUUUUGCCUUUGUUGCAUAUGAGGAUCAAAGAAGUACAAAUCUUGCUGUUGAUAAUCUGAAUGGAGCUCAAGUUGUUGGUCGAACCAUAAGGGUUGAUCAUGUUAAUAAAUACAAGAAGAAAGAAGAAGAAGAUGAAGAGGCGGAGCGGCAGAAGAGGGAGGCACGAGGUGUAUGCCGUGCUUUCCAAAGAGGUGACUGUAACCGUGGAGCAGGAUGCAAGUUUUCCCAUGAUGAACAGAGAGCUGCAAACACCGGGUGGGGUCAUGAGGAUACUAAAAGUGCAAGAUGGGCUAAUGACAAGUUCGAGGGUUCAAUGAAGAAUGAAAAACAAUCUGUCCCAUUGAAUCGUGUCCUAGAGUCUGCUGCUCAAGAAAGACUUGACAAAGGAGCAAGGAAUUCCAGGGUAAAGGGCAAUGAGGGGCCAAUAAAGAGCGACCAUAAGCGAAGUGAAUUAAAUUCACGAAAUCAGGACAGAGAACUUGAGAAACCAUCUGAGCGGAAGAAGGAAAUGAUUCACAAGGAAGACUGGGAUAAGCAAGCAACUGACAGACGGUCAAGAAAGCAUGAUUCUGAAUCAACUUUAAGAGAAGACGAUGACAAUAGGGAGGAAAAGAGGUCAAGAAGGCACGAAUCAGAAUCAUAUCGCAGAGAAGACCGCGGGAGAGGGGACAAAAGGUCAUCUCAUGACAGGGAUUCUUCUUCCCAUCAGUAUAAAGGGAGAGACGACGAUCACCGGCAUAGAUCACACAGAUAAAUAAUCUGUUAAUUUUGAGGGCAGAAACUUAUAUUUUGAAAGGCACAGACGUGCAAUACGAAUGGUGAGUGGUGUCUAGGUUACCUCUCUCCCCUGUAAUUUGUCUUAUUUUUUUGUUUUUUGGUCGGAUGACGCUGAAGAAUUUCUUUCUUCGUGAUUUAGAUGUUUGUCACCGAGUGCUUAUGUCCUGUUUACAUGGAAUGUAACAAGUGUUUGAGGUUGUGAAUCUCGUGAUUGUUGUCUCAACCAGAUAAAUUCUAAGAGCACCUGACAUUCAUUUGGUCGUAAAGCAUGAAUCAUUUAUGUGAGGAGCAGUUAAUUGGUUGCCUGAAUUGUGCUGA
Messenger RNA from Cornus florida, 1887 nucleotides. Its product is annotated as zinc finger CCCH domain-containing protein 25. Lineage: Eukaryota; Viridiplantae; Streptophyta; Magnoliopsida; Cornales; Cornaceae. Gene Ontology annotation, cellular component: U2 snRNP; precatalytic spliceosome; catalytic step 2 spliceosome. Gene Ontology annotation, molecular function: metal ion binding; RNA binding. The transcript has 5 exons. The coding region runs from base 560 to 1546 and encodes 328 amino acids. Gene Ontology annotation, biological process: mRNA splicing, via spliceosome. The record is from RefSeq and is a predicted model, not a curated record.